AUUUUGGGUUCAGUGGGGAGUAAGAUUAAAGGGACUCUCGGUGAAUCUUUCUCUGUGCCAAACCCUAACUCUGCUCACUCCGCAGCCAGCCACAGCUCCUGCCUCCUCAGGACAGUGUCCUUGUUCGUCGUUUUCAACCAUUUCUUUGGCAAAGUAUGCUUUUAUGAUCCACCCUGCUUCGCAACUGGGAUCUGCGGAGGAUAGAGUGCUUGUGUUCUUUGGAUUCAAUGCCUUCAACUCUAGAGAUUCCAACCUCAACCUCCUGAUUUAGCCUUGUAUGUGCUUUCAGUGACAGAAACAAUCUGGUGUUGUGAUGGAUUCCCAUCGGCAGACAUUCUCGAUUAAAUUGUGGCCGCCUAGUGCAAACACACGCCAAAUGCUUGUUGAACGCAUGACUAACAACCUUUCCUCCAAGACGAUUUUCACCCAAAAGUACGGUAGCUUGACCAAGGAGGAGGCUCUGGAGAAUGCUAAGAGGAUCGAGGACGUUGCUUUCUCCACCGCAAACCAGCACUAUGAGAAGGAACCCGAUGGUGAUGGUGCUUCGGCUGUGCAGCUUUAUGCCAAGGAAUGCAGCAAGCUUAUUUUGGAAGUACUCAAGAAAGGGCCCGUGGAUAAGGCCGCCACGAGAGAAACAUCAGUACCCGAAGAACCUGCUCUGCCCCGUGAGACGGUUUUUGAUAUAUCCAAAGGGCAGCGGGCUUUUAUCGAGGCAGAGGAGGCAGAGGAGCUUCUUAAACCAUUGAAGGAACCUGGCAAUGCUUACAAUAAAAUUUGCUUUAGCAAUCGAAGUUUUGGCAUUGGAGCCGCCCGUGUUGCUGAGCCUAUAUUGACGUCUCUCAAAGAUCAGAUAAAGGAAGUUGACUUGUCGGAUUUUAUUGCUGGACGGCGUGAGGCCGAAGCUCUUGAUGUUAUGACCAUUUUUUCGGAGGCGUUGCAAGGUAGUGUUCUCAGGUCUCUUAACCUCUCAGACAAUGCCAUGGGUGAGAAGGGUGUCCGAGCAUUUGAAUCGCUCUUGAAAUCCCAGAGCUGUCUGGAAGAUCUGUAUUUGAUGAACGGUGGUAUCUCUGAGGAGGCUGCCCGAGCAGUCUGUGAGUUGAUUCCUUCAACAGAGAAGAUGAGGGUCCUCCAGUUUCACAAUAACAUGACCGGAGACGAAGGGGCAGUUGCCAUUGCUGAGGUCGUCAAGCGUUCUCCACUGCUGGAGAAUUUCCGUUGCUCAUCCACUAGGAUAGAUCUGGAAGGAGGAAUUGCUUUGUCAGAAGCACUUAAGACUUGUACCCAUAUGAAGAAACUUGAUCUGCGAGAUAAUAUGUUUGGUGCGGAAGCCGGGGUUUCCCUGAGCAAAGCUCUUUCGAGUUUUGGAAGCUUGACUGAGGUUUACCUGAGCUAUCUUAAUCUAGAGGACAAGGGAGCCAUUGCCAUAGCUAACGCUCUCGGGUUGUCUGCUCCUUCCCUCGAAGUCAUAGAGAUGGCAGGAAACGACAUAACAGUUGAGGCUGCUCCGGCUAUUGCUUCUUGCGUGGUGGCAAAGCAACGUCUAAACAGGUUGAUAUUGGCUGAGAACGAGCUGAAGGAUGAGGGUUGUGUUCAGAUUGCAAGGAGUUUGGAAGAGGGCCAUUCGGAAUUGCAGUACGUAGAUAUGAGCAGCAACUACAUAAGGAGAGUCGGUGCACGGGUCUUGGCUAGUGUUGUUGUCAAGAAAGAAGCUUUCAAGCUGUUGAACAUUGAUGGGAAUAUCAUCUCCGAUGAAGGAAUAGAGGAAAUUAAAGAGAUGUUCAAGAAAUCUCCGGAUUUACUUGGACCUUUGGAUGAGAACGAUCCCGAAGGAGGAGAAGAUGAAGGUGAAGAAGAAGAAGAUGAAGGCAAAGACUUGGCCGAAAAUGAAGCAAACGAGGACGAGUUGGAAUCGAAGCUGAAGAACCUUGAAGUUAAUCAAGAUGAAUAAGUAGUCUAUGCCUCGGCAACUUUUUGUUUUUCUUUGCUCUGAAUGAGGUUUCUUUGAUGUGAAAAACCGAAAAGACGGAGACGAGACUUAAGUAUUGGUUCUGAGGAUAUGUUCUUCAAUCAGUUGUACACCCUUUUUCUUGUAAACCAUCUUCAUGGGA
Molecule: messenger RNA, 2108 nt
Organism: Tarenaya hassleriana
Lineage: Eukaryota; Viridiplantae; Streptophyta; Magnoliopsida; Brassicales; Cleomaceae
Product: RAN GTPase-activating protein 2
Exons: 2
Coding region: 314-1948 (544 amino acids)
Molecular function (GO): GTPase activator activity; protein binding
Source: RefSeq, a predicted model, not a curated record